This is a messenger RNA of Periophthalmus magnuspinnatus, 1197 nucleotides long. RefSeq names its product olfactory receptor 4F17-like. Bases 1 to 1197 code for a protein of 398 amino acids. Gene Ontology annotation, biological process: G protein-coupled receptor signaling pathway. Gene Ontology annotation, molecular function: olfactory receptor activity; G protein-coupled receptor activity. The record is from RefSeq and is a predicted model, not a curated record. Lineage: Eukaryota; Metazoa; Chordata; Actinopteri; Gobiiformes; Gobiidae. Gene Ontology annotation, cellular component: membrane. The transcript is spliced from 3 exons.
AUGGACAAUGCUUCAGCUAUAACUGUGUUCACUCUGUCUGGUUUAAAUGGUACAGAGAAGUACAGGAUCCCUCUGUUUGUUGUAACAUUUCUGUGUUACAGUUUGAUUUGGGUGGCAAAUGUGAUUAUUAUAGUGACUAUUAUUAUGGAUAAGAACCUUCAUGAGCCUAUGUAUAUUUUGUUGUGUAACCUGUGCAUCAGUGGACUGUUUGGCACUGCAGGUUUUUACCCCAAAUUCCUCAGUGACCUCCUCUCCUCCACCCAUGUUAUUUCAUUCCCUGGCUGUCUGUUACAGGGAUUUGUGGUCCAUGCUUACAUUGGUGUUGAUUUUUCUAUUCUAUUAAUCAUGUCUUUAGACCGAUAUGUUGCCAUUUGCCGCCCUCUGGUGUACCACUCUGUAAUGACACGACAAAGAGUUGGCCUUUUAGUGCUGUAUGCUUGGCUUCUUCCAGCAACCCUGGUAAUGGUUGGUUCGAUAACAACAUUUAUUUUAAAGUUAUGUGACUCACAUAUACCCAGACUCUACUGUAUCAAUUAUUUUGUAAACAAACUUGCUUGUACUGCUUCUGUAGCCAAUUUUAUUAUACCAGCAUGUACAUAUACUAUUUAUGUGUGCCAUUUUGUGAUAAUUUUUUGGUCAUAUUUUUAUUUAAUAAGAACAUGUCGACAAUCCAAAGAAAAGAUGAGCAAAUUUAUGCAAACUUGUCUCCCACACCUGUUCUGUCUGAAAAUUCUAGGAGUCUCUCUCCUUUUUGAUUUAAUGUACAUUAGAUUUGGCUCUGUAGAUCUACCACAAGGACUCCAAAACUUUAUAGCCAUUGAGUUUCUGGUUGUUCCUCCAAUUCUGAAUCCUGUUAUCUAUGGCAUGAAGUUGACACAAGUGAGAAACAGGAUUGCACAGUUGUUUGGUAAAAGGGAUCCCAUGCCUCAUAAAGCAGAAUUUCUGAUGGUGGAGUUUGAGUCCAGCUGCCCUAAUCCACCCCAGGACCCAUUUGAGGGAACACAACACAGACAUGAAGGAGUCUCUUUGAACCAAGAUAUCAUCCAAGCCUUUUCUGCAGCUGCCUGUCUUGCCAGUGGAAGCCGCCAUGGUCUCAUUCGGCUAGGUGGUGCAUCUUCAGGGUCCCACACCCUCUUCAGACAUGGAGAAGCUGUCUUUAAACUCAAACAGCAAGUGUCAGAGCUGCUCCUGUUCUGA